CAACACGCGCCGCACCAUGAUCCAUCCCUCCACUCCAACGCGCGACCCCAACUUCCCGGCAUGGCUCGAUAUCCGGCCACUGCACCUCGCGAAUACAGCGGCAGCUGAGGGCGCGGAUGCGCACGCUCAGGCCGCUGCGAUCGGGCGCUACGGCAUCGCCGGCCGGGUGUGGGAGGCAAGUGGGCCGUUGAUGGCGUACCUCACUCCGCCGACACCCCCUGGCGCCGGUGAGAAGAGCGGAGCGGCGUUCGAUCCACCAUGUUCCCUGUUUGGCCCCGGGCCGCACCGUGUUCUCGAGCUCGGGUCUGGGCAGGCCCUUGCCUCGCUCCAUCUCGCGGCGCGACUCGGUCCCACCGACACUGUCGUUCUUACCGACCUCCCGAACGUCAUCCCGCUCUGCCAGGCGAGCAUCGACACAUGGGCCGCGUCGGGUGAGGGGUCAGCUCUGGCCGGGCGAGAGGGUGGGCCCGCACACGUAGUAGCCCGCCCCCUUGCUUGGGGUGAGCAUGCCGAGCUCGACGAGUUUAGGCCAUUCACCCACAUACUCAUGUGCGAUCUAGUGUACUUCCCUCACCUGUAUCCACCUCUGCUCAGGACGCUGCUGGAAGUCACAGAGCCACAAGGGGAGGUGAGCACGGACGUCUUCGGGCCAGAGGUCAUCUUUGCAUGGAAAUCUCGUUCGCUUGGCCUUGAAGAAUCCUUCUUCGACUCGUUCGCACGCUACUUCCGCAUGGAGCCCAUCACAGGCCCUCCGAUGGGCGACGUCAAGCUAUUCCUGUGCCGUCGGUGGCGGGUGACGGACGAGUGGACACUCCCUGAUAUUGGGCGGGUUAUGAAUGGCGCGCCGGGCGUCGUGGUGGGGCGAAGCUUUGGGCUCGCUGAGAGCCUCUUUGCCGAAAUGGAGUGGGACUAGACUCCCUCGCUGUCGUUGUAAGCCGACUAGAUCCUGCACUCUACUCGCCGACUCCUCGUCCCGCUCCUCGCCUAUUUACAAUGAGUACAUUAAGCCUAUAAGCCUACAAUGCUGGGUAAUAUCAUGGUUGGUCGUGGCAUCUAUAAGAAGUACUCUAUUGGCUGUUGUAUUAGCGCUGCCCCUACGUUGACCCACUUUUGCCUG
Molecule: messenger RNA, 1117 nt
Organism: Cutaneotrichosporon oleaginosum
Lineage: Eukaryota; Fungi; Basidiomycota; Tremellomycetes; Trichosporonales; Trichosporonaceae
Biological process (GO): peptidyl-lysine methylation
Cellular component (GO): cytoplasm
Molecular function (GO): protein-lysine N-methyltransferase activity
Source: RefSeq, a predicted model, not a curated record